GAGUAAAUCUUCUCCGUGAUAGCAAAUACAUCAUCAAAAAACAACAACACGUGUUCUUUACUCUCUGAAACAAACUGUACAUAAAAUGUCUUACUUCAAGCCUUUGGAAAUUAAGAGUAUUUUGACUAAAAAGACUGACCAAUUGGAUCUUGUCAGACCAUUAACAAAAUUUAUUUCGAUACAAUAUGGAGAACAUAUUUUGAAAGAUUAUGAAACUCCAAUCUCUGCCCUUCAACAACGUAGAAAUGAAAUGAGAAAUUUACAAGAGAAGAGUGAAGGAUCAAGGGAUUUAUGUAUUAGAUAUGCUGUUGAUAUGAUGCAAGUUGCUAGCCAUUUCCCAAUUGAUACAGGUGUUCAACGUAUACAAGUACAAUUCUCUUGGUAUGACAGUCUUAGUCGUGCUAGAACAACACAAGGAAAUUCAAAUUUUGAAAUUGCAAACGUUUUAUUUAAUAGUGCUGUUUUAUCUCAUCAACUUGGUACAUCACAAAAUAGAAAUUCCGAAGAGGGUUGUUUGGAAGCAGCCAAACACUUCCAAAGUGCUGCCGGAAUGUUUACCUAUAUUCAAAAGAAGGUGUGUCCAAAUAUUGUAGAAAAACUUAAUCAAGAUUUAACAAACGAAGCUUUGGAAGCAUUAGUUUUAAUUUGCUUAGCCAAUGCUCAACAAUGUAUUUGCGAAAAAGCUCACAAGAAGAAUAUGAAAGGAGCAAUUUUAUCAAAGUUAUAUAUGGGUGCUAGUCAUAGUUACAAGCUUGCUGCUGAAGUUAUUGAUGCCUCCAACACUACAAAGAAUCUCUUUGACAAGACAUGGAAGUCCUAUCUCAGAUUUUGUCAACACUACUUUGAAGCUUUGGCAUCCUAUCUUAUUGCUUUAGAUCUUCAUGAGGAAAUGUGCAUUGGCAAGGAAAUUACAAGAAUUAUCCAUGCUCAAAAUUGUCUUGUUGAUUGUUCCGAGCAAAGAGUGACUGGUAAUUUAAAGCUUGUUAUGGAUGAAUUGGAUCAAGUACUCAACAAUUUGUUAAAGACUGCUCAACAUGAAAAUUCAAAGAUUUAUCACGAUCGUGUUCCUGAAUUGAAGGAUUUGGAACUUGUUGAAGCCAAGACAAUGUCAAAGAUUCAAGAAGUUAAUGAAAUUUCCGAUUUAUUGAAGGAAAAGAUUGCUGAUCCAUUCUUUAACCUCUUCCCUAUUCCAGUUAUGGAAGCCAAGCAAAAGUAUGAAGAAAAUAUCAAGAAGAGAAUGAAUGAAGUUUUUGUUCAAGCUCGUCAACAUCGUGAAUAUAUUAGAAAUGAACUUUCAAAGAUGGGACUCCCUGGAUCAAUUUUGAUGGUUGACCAAAAGUCAGGAUUCCCAGAUGAGGUUCACCACAAGAUCUCCAAGAUCAACUUGGAAGGAGGUAUCAAUAGAUUAUUUGAAUUGAAGCAAACAUUGGAUGAAAUGUCUGGUGAAACCAAGAAUCAACUCGAUUCCAUCACUAAAAAGCUCGAUGAAGAACAAAAGGAAGAUGAUGAAUGUCGUAUGCAAUACGGAGCUAACAGAUGGCCAAGAUUGGAAAGCGCCAAGCUUACUAGCAAUUUGAGAAAGCAAAUAACUGACUAUCAACAAAAGCUGAAGAUUGCCAUCAACUCUGAUAGUUUGAUUGAUAAGAAGAUUUCUGAAAACUCUGAAGGAUUCAAAUGGUUCUCUCUCGAUAGUAAGACUUUGAAUGACAAGAUGCCACAAAGUCUCUCUCAAAUCAUGGAACCAAGCUCACAAUUUGGCAAGUCAUAUUCUGACCUCAAGUUAUAUUUGGCACAACUUGACGAUAUUCUUGAACAAGAACUUGCCAUUGAGUCCAACAUUUCCAAUUCAUUCAAAUUACAAGAUAAGGAGAUUGAACUCAAACUUUUAGCUUCUCAAAGUAAUUUGGAAUCUUCUGUACAACAAUUAUUACAAGAACAAGAAGCCAAGUUUAAGGAACUUUUGGUUGAUUUCCCACAAAAAGAAAAUACCUAUCUCCAAUCCAUUCAAGAAGCAAACAGAACUUUUGAACAACACAAGUCUCAAAAUUCUAUUCAAAGUCAAAGAGAACAAAUUUUACAAUUCAUUUACAAUGCUAUCAACAAGUAUAAUGAAAUUAGUGCCAAUUUGCAAGAAGGUAUCAAUUUUUAUACAACAAUGCAAGAAAUUACCAAGAAACUUGCUAAUCGUAUUGAUGACUUUGUUUUUGCCAGAAGAACAGAAAAACAAGAUAUUAUGGUCAAUAUUCAACAACAAAUUAGUGGUGUUACAAUUGAUCCACAAUAUAAUUAUUCCUCUUCACAACAACCAAAACCAGUCCAUGGUUCAAACACUCCUGUAUAUUCAUCAUCCACUAUAACUUCUCAACCAACAACCACCAAUACAACCAGCUCAUCGCAAUACCAACCUCAAUAUCAAUACCAACCAAACGCUUAUCAACAACCACCACAACAAUAUCAACCACAAGUUGCCUACCAACAACAACCUCAAUACCAACAAGCACAACCAUAUAUGCAAGGAAGUGGUAGCUUUACUCAACCUCAAUUCCAAUACGUACAACAACAACAACAACAACAACCUUACUACAAUCCAAACGCUCAAUACCAACAACAACAACAACCUUCGUAUCAGAAUCCUAAUCAACCCCAAUACAGAAGAUAAAUAAGCUCGUACCAUAUUAAUAUCAAUUAAACCCAUUAAACCGCACCAGUGUAGUCUCAAUUAGCUCAAUAUUUUAAUAUCGUAAUACAUAAUUACUAGCAAGAGAGAAUAAAUAUUUUGUGGGUGCCGUGACCAUUCCAAG
Messenger RNA from Naegleria gruberi, 2801 nucleotides. RefSeq lists its product as uncharacterized. Gene Ontology annotation, cellular component: endosome. NCBI's taxonomy places the organism in Eukaryota, Heterolobosea, Eutetramitea, Acrasida, Naegleriidae. The transcript is spliced from 2 exons. The coding region runs from base 86 to 2659 and encodes 857 amino acids. The record is from RefSeq and is a predicted model, not a curated record. Gene Ontology annotation, molecular function: protein binding. Gene Ontology annotation, biological process: protein transport to vacuole involved in ubiquitin-dependent protein catabolic process via the multivesicular body sorting pathway.